UUGUGUGAUUUUGUGUCUGUGUACAGAUAUUAGCAAAUAUAAAAAUUAGCACAACAAGAGCGAAAAGGAAAAACACACACACGUACGCACCCCGUCACGCGGAUAAACCUUUCCACAAAACGCUGCAAAAGAGAAGAAUAAGGAGCCAACCAUGUCCGCCGCCGACGUCGAGACGCAGUCGCAGCAGGAGACGACAAACGGCAGCAGCAAAUUCGAUGUUCCCGAGAUAGAACUGAUCAUCAAGGCCUCCACCAUCGAUGGACGCCGCAAGGGUGCCUGCCUGUUCUGUCAGGAGUACUUCAUGGACCUUUAUCUGCUGGCCGAGCUAAAGACAAUCAGCCUGAAGGUGACCACAGUGGACAUGCAGAAGCCGCCGCCAGAUUUCCGCACCAAUUUCGAGGCGACGCAUCCGCCCAUCCUGAUUGACAACGGCCUAGCCAUACUGGAGAACGAGAAGAUCGAGCGUCACAUUAUGAAGAAUAUACCCGGCGGCUACAAUCUGUUCGUGCAGGACAAGGAGGUGGCCACUCUGAUCGAGAACCUGUAUGUGAAGUUGAAGCUGAUGCUGGUGAAGAAGGACGAUGCCAAGAACAAUGCCCUCUUGUCGCACCUCAAGAAGAUCAACGACCAUUUGGCCAAUCGCAAUACACGCUUCCUUACGGGCGACACCAUGUGCUGCUUCGACUGUGAGCUGAUGCCCCGUCUCCAGCACAUCCGUGUGGCUGGCAAAUACUUUGUGGACUUUGAGAUACCAACGCACUUGACAGCGCUGUGGCGUUACAUGUACCACAUGUAUCAGCUGGAUGCCUUUACACAAUCGUGCCCGGCCGACCAGGACAUUAUCAAUCACUAUAAGCUGCAACAGAGUCUCAAAAUGAAGAAGCACGAGGAGCUGGAGACGCCCACGUUUACCACAUCCAUUCCAAUUGAUAUAUCGGAGUAAAUUUCCUAUAAAAAGCAGCACACGCAGCGCAGCGCAGCAGCAGUAGCAGUAGCAGCCCCCAAAUAUACAUCAUAUGUAUACAAAACAAAUAAUUCAUAUUUUUGACAACUUUACAACUAAACCCCCGAUGUGCAACCGUGCACCCGAAUGUAGCGACAACCAGGACUUAUAAAUUAUUGUAUACUACAACCAUGAUAUACAUACUAUCCACGCAUAUACUAUACUAUACAUACAUAUAUAUACAACACACCUAUACACCAAUACUCGUGUAUAGAGAGUAAAUAGCAAAAGCAUAACAAGUGUUCUUUAGCAGCCGCGUUGCCUUUCUUCAGCUAUGCUUGAUUCAAACACCACCCAGCCGUCUGCGGCGGUGUAUUUUUGUUUAAUUAAUUAAUGAACUCCAUAUUUGUGUUUGACAUGCAAAUAUCCAUACAUAUACAUAUAUUAUACGAUAGCUCGAUACGCAAUUAAUGGCUUAUCCAAUGGCAUUGUAUAGGCCACAACCACUACCACCCCCACCCGGUCUUGGCCCAUAUAUUUACAAAUAUUUUUUUUAUUAUUUGAUUUUACUUUAAACUUUGUAUUCAGCAAGGAGCUUUUCAAUUUUAAUUUUUUUUUGUGUGUGUAAUGGAAAAAAAAAUGUGCAUUUUUUUCCGCCUAAAUUAUGAUUUUUUGAUUAUUAUUUUUUUGUUUGUUUCUUGCUCCCUGGCGCCCGUUGCCAUUUUGUUCGCUUUUAACUUGUAUUUUAAUAUUUUAUAACAUAAAAAAAAAACAAAAGGCAAAUGAAAAGAGGAAAUGAAGAGUAUUUUUUGUAUUUAAGAGAAAAU
Drosophila persimilis is the source of this 1770-nucleotide messenger RNA. It is a transcript of the gene Clic, whose product is annotated as chloride intracellular channel exc-4. The coding region runs from base 152 to 943 and encodes 263 amino acids. NCBI's taxonomy places the organism in Eukaryota, Metazoa, Arthropoda, Insecta, Diptera, Drosophilidae. Gene Ontology annotation, cellular component: cytoplasm; apical plasma membrane. The transcript is spliced from 4 exons. The record is from RefSeq and is a predicted model, not a curated record. Gene Ontology annotation, molecular function: chloride channel activity. Gene Ontology annotation, biological process: chloride transport.